Messenger RNA from Cryptotermes secundus, 3031 nucleotides. Its product is annotated as plasminogen activator inhibitor 1 RNA-binding protein. Gene Ontology annotation, molecular function: RNA binding. The record is from RefSeq and is a predicted model, not a curated record. Bases 132 to 1490 code for a protein of 452 amino acids. NCBI's taxonomy places the organism in Eukaryota, Metazoa, Arthropoda, Insecta, Blattodea, Kalotermitidae. The transcript is spliced from 9 exons. Gene Ontology annotation, cellular component: nucleus; cytoplasm.
CCCUAAACCUCGUGGGAUAACCAUAGUCGUCUUUCGCCAUAUUGAAAUUGAAUGUCUGGCUUACAUAGAGGCUCGUAGUAGCCAUUAACUUUAUCGGGUGACAUCCUUCUAAUUUGGGGGAUUUAGAUAAAAUGGAAAAUUCCUACGGAAUUGGUGUGACAAAUAGGUACGCUUUGUUUCUUAAUGAUGCUGAAGAUCCGCUAGAAGUUCUGAAAGUACAAGAACAAGAAAAGGAAGCGAAAAAGAAAACCAAGCUUUCUGAGAAGGAAAAUAAAGGAAAGACCGAAACGAAAGGGAAGACUGCCCAAGUAGCACGAAAGGGCAUCAAGGAAACUCAAAACGUCAAGACUCUGGAAUCUGGAAAGUCGAAGGAAGUGCCAACUCCCAUUGACAAAAAAGAAAAUCAAGAUAGUAACAAGAAACCAUCUCAACGAUCUACUGACCGUAGUGAGCGCAAUGUAAAGUUUGCUGGCGAAUCUCGUGAGGAAAGAAAUAAUAGACGCAAUCGUGAGGACAGACCUCCUACCGCACCUGCAGAGUUCAAUAGCAGAGAGACUAGGGAUCGUGAUGGACCUCGACCAGACAGUGAUGUUCGCCAAAGAGGGCGUGGCUCGGGACGAGGCCUUGGCCGUGGAGGCCGCAGCAGCAGAGGGAGUGGUCGUGGGUAUGACAAUCGUGGCAAAAGGGAAUAUGAUCGUCAGUCAGGAUCUGAUAAAACUCGUCCUAAUUACAGUGGCGUGAAGCCGGUUGACAAGCGUGAAGGCGGGGGCGCCCACAACUGGGGUAAUCACAGGGAUGAUAUUGAGGAACUUAACACAAGCCACUCGUCUGAAGAUCAGCAUGACUGGGCUGCUGAUAAACCUGAAGGAGAAAGUCAGCCAACAGUGGAAUCUGCUGAAACUAAGGAAACUGAUGUAGCUGUUGGUGCUGGUGCUGAUACAGCAGAACAGGAGACUGUGCCACCUGUAGAGGAAGAACCUCGUGAGCUAACCUUGGACGAAUAUAAAGCUCUGAAAGGCAACCGACAGAAACCAACAUAUAAUUUACGUAAAGCAGGUGAAGGUGAGGACCUGACUCAGUGGAAGAAAAUGUAUGCUUUGAAGAAGAAGGAAGGGGAAGAGGAGGAGGAGGAAGAAGAGGAGUAUGAUGUAUCAGAUUAUCCUCAGCGUGUUGGAAGACAGAAACAUUUGUUGGAUAUUGAUAUACACUUUGCUGACUCUCGUCGUGGAACACGCGGACGUGGUCGUGGUGGACCUCGUGGAGGUGGCCGUGGUGGUCCACGCGGUCCUGGUGGUCCUCCACGUAAUAGUGCUCCUGGUUCUCGAAUGGGUGGUUCUGGUGAUGCUAGAGGCCCUGGAUCUCGUGAUCGUGGUGAUCGGUUUGAUAAGGAACGAGGUGAUAGGUCAGAACGUGAUUCGUACCAGCCUCGUGGACCAAAGCAGAGUGCACCAAAAAUGGAUGAUGAGCAUGACUUCCCAUCUCUUGGCUAAGUGAUCACAAGAUCAUUGUUGAUGUUGUAAACCUCAGUACCCCUUCUGAGCUCCUUUAAUACUUACGAUUGGAGAAUAUUUUCCUUUGUACAGCUUUUGGAAAUGGGUCUUCCAAAAUGUGUAGGAACAAAAUUUUCAGUCAUAACAAGGGAGGAAGUUUUGUUCACUGUUGCGUGGGUAAGGUGACUGUAAAGGUAGGUGUGGCCACGAGUUGUCAACUUAAGGUGCUUCAAAGACUUCCACACUCCUUACCCUAGUCAGUCACGAUAUGAGGAAUUUUUUUUGUUGAAUGUGGUUGAAGUCCACUCCCCCAUACUUUGGUAAAGUGCUAAAAGUGCUCUAAAUUAGCUGGGUUGUCUCUGUUGAGGUACACAUUUUGGUAAACAUUUUGUGUAUCUUUGCGAGAUCCUUGUCCUACACUUAGGAGUGCAUUAUUGGAGGAUUUUCAUUUUUACAGAUUACAUCUUCCAUGUUGUUAAUUUCCAUCAAAAUUUUGCGAUAUUUAUGCUGCGUUGAUAGGGUAUGUACAGUUGUAUAUACUGCUGGUGUUGGCAGGUGGCCGCUACCCAUUCAGCCAGUGACGAUGAAAGAAGUAGGUAAACUGUAAAAGUACCACAUAGUAUAUUUAUACUUACUAAAUAUAAAUCUAUUGAAUUUGAAGUGCUUGUAUCAUUAAUGAUGGAGGUCCUCGGAGUGAAGUGAUAAUUAGGUACUAGGAUCUCAUUUUACAAUUUUGUAUGUUAUAGAUAUCAACUGAUUGUUAAUCCUAAAAAGCAAAAUCAUGCAUUUAGUUCUGUUUUAUUCAUUGACGCAUGUCUGGGCAGGUUAUACUGGACUCCUGACCUGGGGAACCAUAAUCACAUUGUCAUACUGAUCAGGAGCUCAAGGUAGCCAAAUGAAAGACUCUUAUUCAGCAUAAUGAUUUAUAUUACAGCAUAAUUGAAGACUCACAAUUCUUCAUUCUUCACUGUAGUACUGAGAAAGUCAGUGCUUAGUUGUAUGCGAUAUAUACAAGUGAAGUUUAUGAACUCCAUAAUUGAAUGGUCACAUGUAUGAAAUGACAUAUAUACACGAGUGAUACUGAGUUUAGAAGGAUUUGAAAUGUCAACAUGUGGCAUUGUUGGGCAGUGCUUAGUGGACAAGGAAGAUUAUUUUGUGUUGAUCGCUUCAGACACGUAACCAGGUUUCAUGAUGUGUGUAAUUCAUUUGUUUUUGUAACAGGUAUGUGCAUUUAUAAGUGCUGUUGAAUAUAAAGUAAAUUUAAUCCAUAUCUGAAGUUGUAAAUAAUGAGCUUUAGUUGAUUUUUAUUUUGAGCACUGUCAUUGCCAUCAUGUGAAUAAGGCUUUGUUUUUCCCUAUGAACAGUAGCAUAAGAAGGAACUUUAGCUGUUACAUUUACACAUACAAGGGUGAGGCUAUUACACUUUUUAACUCGUUAUAGUAGGAAAAUAAAUUCGAAUGAAAUUUGUAUUCUGUUGUGCACCGAAUCCCGUGAUUAUUUAUGUAUAAUAUAGACUUGGAGUUGUUUUCUUGUGCACUAAA